Molecule: messenger RNA, 1767 nt
Organism: Seminavis robusta
Lineage: Eukaryota; Bacillariophyta; Bacillariophyceae; Naviculales; Naviculaceae
Source: the annotation of a GenBank genome assembly
AUGACAUCGUACUACAGCACCAACAACCCAUACAUACUACGAAUAGUGGCGUGUCUUGCCAUUGUAGGAGUCCUGAAUCAGCUUCGAGGGUCUAUUCAAGCACUCGAGAGCUCCCAUAAUUCGGCUUCCGAAGACCAGUUGAUCGGAGCCGUAUCUCGAGACCAUGGUGACGGUCUCCAACGCUUGAAGAGAUUAGUGUUACCUGUGACCACUGAUGGAAUGGAGAAGGCUGCGACAAGAACAAGCUUUGACGAAACCAAUGCUGACAUCAGAGUAGUCGUCGACAGGAAGGAAACGACUGGAGAGACGGCUCUGCGGGCACCAAUGCUGUCCCAGCCAAAACAAAACCAUCAACAAAAUCAUGAACAACAACAACAACAAUCCACACAUCAGCAGAAGAAGAAACCCCUCAACAUUUUGAUUCUGUAUCCAGAUGACUGGCGUCAUGAUGACAUUGGAGGUGUAGCUCCCGUCGUGAAAACUCCCUUUCUCAAUCAGCUGGCUCGAGACGGCAUUCGCUUUACGCACAACAUGGUGACUACUUCGAUUUGCUGGGUCAGCCGUGCCACACUGUUCACAGGACAAUAUCUCAGUCGUCACAAAUCCUAUCGCUUAAAGACUCCGGAAUUUUACAAAACAUGGCACAACACCAGCUGGCCCGCAUUGCUCCAACAAUCAAACUACUAUACAGCUCAUAUUGGCAAGUGGCAGUACUACGAUUUUGACAAGCAACGACAAGCCGAACUCUUCAAUUACACCAGUAUCUUUGAAGGAAAGCAUCAAUACCCAUCCAAAGGAGGCGCAUUCAUUUCCGCGGCCGAAAAAAUGAGCAUGGAAGUCAAGACUUUUCUGCAACAAAAACGACCGACAGAUCAACCCUUUGCGCUCACGGCGGCCUUUUUCCCACCCAAGGCCAUUGGCAAUUCCAAAGCCCCGGGAGGACAAUGGUUCCCUCUCAAUAAAACAGUCAUGAAAUAUUAUGGUCCCAAUGUCACCAUUCCCCAUCCGUACGAUGAAACCGACUCGUAUAAGCGACUCCCCUGGUUCUUUCACAGAGUGGAACGGGGAGGGCGAUCGCGAUGGGAAGAACGAUUCCAAGGGGAAGAAAAGUAUCAAGCUGCCAUGAAAAACUACUACAGUCUAAUCACAGAGGUGGAUGAGGCAUGCAAAGAUAUUGUAGACGAGUUGGAACGGCAAGGGAUCGCCAAUGAAACCCUCAUUAUCUUUACAACGGACAAUGGCCUGUUUCACGCGGAACAUGGAUUGGCAGGCAAAUGGUAUCCAUAUCAGGAGUCUAUACGAGUGCCCCUCAUCAUUCGAGACCCUCGCAUGCCGCUGCAAAAACACAAUACACUGGAUGGAUCCUUGACACUGAACAUUGAUCUGCAUCCUACCAUCUUGGGUGCCGCUGGCAUUACACCUCCAUCCAGCACACAAGGGAUGGAUAUGGCAACGUUAUACAUGCCACAAACCAACAACGACGAGUCCGUACCGGUAGCCUCGGAGGCUACGGAUGGCGAUAAGAGCUGGAGAGACGAAUUCUUUUAUGAAUUUCCCUUGGAUCAAACAAAAAACAUGCCCAUGUCCAGCGCCGUGGUUAGAAAGGACUUGAAAUUCAUCUACUGGCCCCAGUUCAAAUACGAACAACUCUUCAACUUGACUGAAGAUCCGCUAGAAUUGAAUGAUGUGUGGAACCAGCCACAAUAUGCAAGUGUAUUGAAGCAGCUCCAGAUGAGGCAUGAAAAAUGGAAGGAAGCUGUCAAAUAA